This is a messenger RNA of Lachancea meyersii CBS 8951, 951 nucleotides long. The record is from the annotation of a GenBank genome assembly. NCBI's taxonomy places the organism in Eukaryota, Fungi, Ascomycota, Saccharomycetes, Saccharomycetales, Saccharomycetaceae.
AUGAAGGUAAGAACCAAGCUUAAUCCGCAUCUUCGGUGGAAACAUGUGGCUCCUGAACAUUUGCAAUUGGAGUCGCUGAGAGUCGCUGUAAUUGGAGGUACCGGUGGAAUAGGCCAGGCACUCAGCCGUUUUUUAAAUUCAAAAGGCGCUGAUGUUACGGUGGUGGGUCAAACUUACAGAGAAGAUAGCGGCAGCGCUAUAAAAUUCAUAAAGGCGAAUUUAGAACUGAUGUCUGAGGCAAAACGAGUGGCCCGCGAACUUCUCUCGCAGCCUUAUGACCUGUACAUUUUCUCUGCAGGAAUCGUAGCAGCCACCGAACGAGAGGAAACUCUUGAAGGUUUCGAGCGGGACUUGGCAGUGAGUUAUCUAAAUCGGAUGGUCAUCUUGCGCACUAUUCUGCCAGAACUGGACAAGAUGCAUACAAACGAAUUGAAGAGACCUCGUGUGUUCAUUAUGGGAAACCCUGGCGCAGGCAUGCUUGGAAGUCCCAACGAUCUCAACUCGGAACGUCGGUACAGUGCCUUGCAAGCCCACUCAAACACAGUGGCUGGGAACGAGGCAUUAGUCUUCGACUGUGCAACUCGAUACCCAAACGUCAGUGUUUUUGGUUUGAAUCCGGGAUUUAUUAAGACCAACAUUCGUAACAAUCUUUUGGGUGCUGGAACUUGGAAAUCGCGCAUUGUAGAAGGGUUCAUAGGGUACUGGUUUCAAGAUGCGGACACAUAUGCCAAGCAUAUUGGGCCCUUGCUAGUGACGCCAGAUAUCGAUACGCAUAGCCCGGCUUUUUUCAAUUCUAAGGGUCAGGCAAUUUAUUCACAAGGGUUCACUAAACAUCAUGUUGAAUGGGUUAUUGCCAAGUCUGAAGAACUUUUGCAAAAAAACGAUGUCCUUUAUAGUAGAGCCGACCCCAAAUUUGGCUUGUCUCUGGCUCCUGACUGGCAAAAUAGCUAG